AUGGGCCGUUUGUGUAUGGCAGUCGCAUUUCAUCAGUUGAUGCGACUUGUCCCAAACAAGCUGCUUGCACUGUCGAGAAAAUGGAACGAAGAAGUGGAAGAGUUGGAGGACUUAGCUGCUCACAGCUGGCGAUGCCAUCGCGAAGAAAAAGUCAGCAAUGAUUGUGGUGCUGUAAAUGGCUUGGCACCAUCGGAGAAUCUCGGUCUCAUUGCGACUUUCAAGGAGAAUGAGGAAGAAAAUUUGGCACAAACAUUUGCUUCUUCAGAAAGACUUUGCAUUGUAUAUGCGCUCUUCAAUUUCAUCGUUCACUGUUGA
Messenger RNA from Gongylonema pulchrum, 315 nucleotides. The record is from the annotation of a GenBank genome assembly. Lineage: Eukaryota; Metazoa; Nematoda; Chromadorea; Rhabditida; Gongylonematidae.